AUGGAACGCCCGAUCAACGUGAAGCCGACCAACUACUCGGUCGUUGACAACGAGUUCGGCAACAUGCGCGACAGGUUCGAGGCGGAGAUGAGGAGGGUGGAGGACGAGAUGCGUCGCUUGAGACAGGAGUUCGAGGGCCAAAGCAAGGGAGCUCCACAGGGUGCGAUCUCCAACUCUGCUCACAACUUUUCCAACUCGUCGUCGCGUCAGGAGAAUCGUUCGUACUCGAGCCAGGGGCACCGGGAUGACCGUCAUUUUGGAGGUGGACACGACUUGAUGGCCGUCAGGCCGACCUAUGACCCAUACCUCGACAACCUGAAGAGCCCCCUCAUCCGCGAUGAAAGUGAUGGCAAGACGCUGCGACUGAGAUUCGACGUUGCUCAGUACAAACCGGAAGAGGUGACGGUAAAGACGAUCGACAACCGUCUCCUCGUCCACGCCAAGCAUGAGGAGAAGACCCCGCAGCGCACCGUCUUCCGCGAGUACAACCAGGAAUUCCUGCUCCCGCGCGGCACUAACCCCGAAUUGAUCAGCUCCACUCUUUCGACGGACGGUGUACUGACCGUUGAGGCCCCGCUUCCGCAGCUCGCCAUUCAACAA
Messenger RNA from Mesorhabditis spiculigera, 600 nucleotides. Lineage: Eukaryota; Metazoa; Nematoda; Chromadorea; Rhabditida; Rhabditidae. The record is from the annotation of a GenBank genome assembly.